AUGGAGGAGGCUGAGAGGGGGGAUGAGGUCGAGGAGGUUGAGGUGGAGGUUGAGGAGGUUCCUGUGGUUGUUGAGGCUGAGUCUGAGGCUGCGGAUGAGGAGACCCCUGCUGUUGUUGUUGAGGUGGAAGCUGAGACUGCCGAGGCGGAUGUGGUUGAGGAUGUUGCUGAGCCUGCCGUCACCGCUGCUGUGGAGGAGGAGACCGCGGACGUCCCCACCACCGCCGUCGCUACCGAAGAAGGGACGCCCGCCAAGGGUGACAAAACCGAGAAGGCGGAGGUCGAGGAGGUUGAACCCGCAGAGGCGUCUAGUGAUGUCACGACCCCUGUUGCGAGCGCGACGCCGGUGGUUGCUUUAUAA
This is a messenger RNA of Pseudogymnoascus destructans, 360 nucleotides long. RefSeq lists its product as uncharacterized. The record is from RefSeq and is a predicted model, not a curated record. Lineage: Eukaryota; Fungi; Ascomycota; Leotiomycetes; Thelebolales; Thelebolaceae. The transcript has a single exon. Bases 1 to 360 code for a protein of 119 amino acids.